Messenger RNA from Populus nigra (black poplar), 2213 nucleotides. Its product is annotated as ADP-ribosylation factor GTPase-activating protein AGD5-like. Gene Ontology annotation, molecular function: GTPase activator activity. NCBI's taxonomy places the organism in Eukaryota, Viridiplantae, Streptophyta, Magnoliopsida, Malpighiales, Salicaceae. The record is from RefSeq and is a predicted model, not a curated record. The transcript has 11 exons. The coding region runs from base 755 to 2038 and encodes 427 amino acids.
GGUUGAGUUUGGAAUUAUGAGUUUUUUCUUUGAUAAAGACUUUCUUUUAUUAAGUCUUAGAUUCAUUGUAGUAAAAGCUUACUGGGUUUCUUGGGUUUGCUUUUGUCUCUAUGGAUUUUAAAUGUAUUGGCUAGUUACAAGCAGGACAUAGUCAUCGUUAAUCUCUUUUGUUUUGCACUUGUUGUCUGAAAAUAUGUUCCUGUUCCACAAUUUGAAUUGGCUUUUUCUUCAAAUUAAACAUUUGUGAGUUCUCUGAAUAGGAAUUGAUUGCUUUGUUUAUGAUUUAUAUUAAGAAAUGAGUGAAUAAGGAAAGAAACUUGUUUAAGAUUCAUAGUAUAGCUGUCAAAGGUGUUUGGUGGUGAUGCCAUGGCUGACUCAAUUAGUGGCUAGUUGUAACUAGAUAAGAGUUGCUGAGUUGGUGAUUCUUUCACUAUGGAUUUUGUGCAACAACACUUGUAGGGCUGUCUUUUUUUAUUAGAUAUCAUAUCCAUGUUGCCUAUCAUUUUCAAUGAGUUGUAGUAUGUUUUUGAAGUUGUUAUUGUGAUAUUCACAUGCUUUAUGCCAUAUGCCAUCACCAUAGAAGUCAAUGAUGAUUUUUGCAAAAUAAAAGAUCUUGGAAAGCCUCCUUAAAUUACCAGAGAAUAGAGAGUGUGCUGACUGCAAAAGCAAGUAGGUAUCCGGGCGCAACAUGUAUUGUGUAUAAGAAAUAAUAGGGCCUCGAUGGGCUAGCGUGAAUCUAGGAAUCUUCAUAUGCAUGCAGUGUUCAGGUAUCCACAGGAGUCUAGGAGUACACAUAUCAAAGGUUAGAUCUGCCACUUUAGACACAUGGCUUCCAGGGCAGAUUGCAUUUAUUCAAUCUAUGGGGAACGAGAGAUCGAAUAACUAUUGGGAAGCAGAGUUGCCUCCUAAAUAUGACAGAGUUGUACUUGAGUAUUUCAUUCGGGCAAAAUAUGAAGAGAAGAGAUGGGUUCCUAGGGAUGGAAAAGCCAAAUCACCUUCAAGGGUGAAUGGAGAGAAGACUCCAACAAGAAGUAGUGGUCAUGGCCAAAUGAAUGACACUAACCAUGUUUUAGAGGAGAGGAAAGUUACUCGUCCACCCAUUACCAAUGGCAGAAGUCCUUCUUCCAAAAGUUCCACUCCAGUGCCUGUUAAAGCUUCCACUCCAUUGCCUGUUAAAGCAUCCAGUCCAUUGCCUGUUAAAGCUUCCACCCCAUUGGCUGUUAAAGCAUCUCAAAAGGCGGCACAUGACAACAAAUCAAAAGAACCUGUGCAGAAGUCAGAACCAGCGGCCCCAAAAGCUGAAUUGGCAAAGAAGGAAGAAAGUGCAACCAAAGUUGUAACACUUCCAAAAGUUGAUUAUGCAACUGAACUUUUUAAUUUGCUUUGCAUGGAUGAUUCUAGGGAGAGUGAUUCCACGACUCCUGCUCAUGAUAAUGGAUGGGCCAGUUUCCAAACUGCUGAUGCAAAAUCUACACCAGAGAGAAGUAGUUCAUCAAACUUUAUUGAAAGCAUGACACAAUCGAACUUAACUUCACCAUCUUUGGAGAAACCCCUAAAGGCUGUGAAUAAUGAUAUCAUGAACCUCUUCGACAAGUCCAGUAUGGUGUCUCCAUUUUCUGUCCAUCAACAGCAACUUGCAAAAAUGUUAUCCCAACAACAACAAUUCAUUAUGGCUACUGCAGCAGGGUCUGGCAAUGGAUCCCACACCGUUCCUUUAAAAUCACAUAGACCCAGUUCCAAUGGCAUUCACUUACCUGCUCAGAGUUGGGGAAGCUAUGGCUAUCAAGUUCCUGGGAUGGUGAUGCCAAUCACUGAUUCACAAAAAUAUAUGCAGAUGGGAAGCAGCCAACAAGUGUAUUCUGCAGGGAACCCAAUUAAUUUUCCGAUAUCAAGCAUGUAUAGGCCCGGUCCAGUAGCUCCAAUCAAUGGCAUGACAAAGACCAAAGCAACUAUGCCUACUCCAGCAUUCCCAGUUGCUCCAACUCAGCCUGCAGGGUAUUACGAUCUCUCAUCAUUAGCGACGUAUACAAAACAGUGAUCGAUUGCCUAGACAUUUUCUCUCCAUUAAAGUAGUUAAAUCAUGGGAAAAUUCGCAUUCAUAUUACCUCGCAUGAACUCUCAUCCAAUUACUUGUUGGGGGUUACUGCCUAGGUUUGUAUUUAUUUGUAUUAUUGCCAUCAUUGGUUUAAUAAAGUUGGUUUCAUAUUGAAUAA